This is a messenger RNA of Mastomys coucha (southern multimammate mouse), 2107 nucleotides long. RefSeq names its product peptidylprolyl isomerase E (gene Ppie). The coding region runs from base 500 to 1207 and encodes 235 amino acids. Gene Ontology annotation, biological process: protein folding; protein peptidyl-prolyl isomerization. Lineage: Eukaryota; Metazoa; Chordata; Mammalia; Rodentia; Muridae. Gene Ontology annotation, cellular component: intracellular membrane-bounded organelle. Gene Ontology annotation, molecular function: peptidyl-prolyl cis-trans isomerase activity; RNA binding. The transcript has 10 exons. The record is from RefSeq and is a predicted model, not a curated record.
GCUAGACUUAGUCUGAGCAAUGUGGGAAAGGGGGAGAGCAGCCGGGGUCUCUGGAGGGCUUGCUGGGCCUGAGGGAGGCUGUGAGACCGAGAUGGAAGGACCAUUCCGGCGACCUUCCUAGUCCUCUAAGCGUGCAGGAGCCCCGACGAGUGACAAGAAUUAUGGGCUUCCAAAUCCCUCCCGCCCGUUCGUUUUACAAACAUUCAGUGCGGAAUGGCUGGGUCUCUGCCCUAAAGGAAGGGUUACCAGACUGUCUAGAAGAAGAUGGGAAAUAAACCUAAACACCAUAGCGUUGUAUAUAAUAGGGACUAACAAUGAUGACAGGAACUUGGGUGGGCUGGCAGAAGAGGUGGACGACAAGGUUCUGCAUGCUGCUUUUAUCCCUUUUGGAGACAUCACCGACAUUCAGAUCCCUCUGGAUUAUGAAACAGAAAAACACCGAGGAUUUGCUUUUGUUGAGUUUGAGUUGGCAGAGGAUGCUGCAGCAGCUAUCGACAACAUGAAUGAAUCUGAGCUCUUUGGACGGACGAUUCGUGUCAAUUUAGCCAAGCCAAUGAGAAUUAAAGAGGGCUCUUCGAGGCCAGUUUGGUCAGAUGAUGACUGGUUGAAGAAGUUUUCUGGGAAGACUCUUGAGGAGAAUAAGGAAGAGGAAGGACCUGAGCCUCCCAAAGCUGAAGCCCAAGAGGGAGAGCCCGCUGCAAAAAAAGCCCGGUCAAAUCCUCAGGUGUACAUGGACAUCAAGAUUGGGAACAAGCCAGUAGGCCGCAUUCAAAUGCUCCUCCGGUCUGAUGUUGUGCCCAUGACAGCAGAGAACUUCCGCUGCCUGUGCACCCAUGAAAAGGGCUUUGGCUUCAAGGGAAGCAGCUUCCACCGCAUCAUCCCCCAGUUCAUGUGCCAGGGAGGUGAUUUCACAAACCACAACGGCACGGGGGGCAAGUCCAUCUAUGGAAAGAAGUUUGAUGAUGAAAACUUCAUCCUUAAACACACAGGAGCAGGCCUCCUCUCCAUGGCCAACUCUGGCCCGAACACCAAUGGUUCUCAGUUCUUCCUGACCUGUGAUAAGACAGAUUGGCUGGACGGCAAGCAUGUGGUAUUUGGGGAGAUUACGGAAGGCCUGGAUGUCUUGCGGCAGAUUGAGGCCCAGGGCAGCAAGGACGGGAAGCCAAAGCAGAAGGUGAUCAUUGCUGACUGUGGAGAGUACAUGUGAGCUGCGGUCUGCUCUACCUCUGUAAGACAAAGGGGAACUGCCUGGUCUCUGGGCCCUGUGAAGCAAGCUGUGUAUAGCACAAGCCUUUCCUUGGGGUCACCUGCCUUAGCAGCCACUCGUCUGCAGUGCCCAGGCCCUCUUCAGUCGUGGCUGGGCCCGAAAGCCAGCAUAGGCAGAGUACUGCCACCACCUGUCCUGAACUGUCUGUGGCUGCUAGGUGGCUUCUUUGCUAAAAUAAACUGGACUUUUUGUACCGUCGCCUCCUGCAAGGUCCCGGGAGUUUUCUGUUAGAGAUCACAACGAAGGCUAAACUGCUGGAUGGGAUGGCAUGUUUGCAAAGCUGUAAUACCUUCCCUGUGGCUUUGUUUCCUUCCUGGGGCUAAAUCUCUUACAUGCCAGGUAACAUAUCUUUAUGCCAGUGUCCUUGUCAGAUCAUGUCAGGGCAGUAGAAGUCAGAGCUGCCUGUCCCUGUUGCCUGUGCUCCUGAACCAACGCUGUCUGUCUGGUGGAGUCCUUGGUGGCUCCCACGUCUAACGUUCAGGUUUUAAAAUAGCGGGUAUAUUAUGACUCAGCCAACUCGGCCAGGUACUAGGCUUCUUUUCAGGAGACCAAAGGUUAGCAUACUACCCUUGUUUGCUGCUUGUUUCUUUGGAUUAAGUUUUAUUGAGACACUGCCAUAUCCAUUAAGUUCAAAUGCUACCUGUGGCUUCUCUCUCUCUACAGCACUAGAAGCAAAUAGUUGGUGACUGGCCAUGUAUUUAUGUGCUCUCAGAGCAUGUGUAUGUGUGUGUGAACAUAUGUACUGACUAGCGAAUUGGCUUGUGUUUGUGGUAUCUGUCUUCAAUGAGGCCCACCUACCUUCUGCCUUACUUUAUAAAUUAAAUAUUAAUCUGUUUAAAA